Messenger RNA from Ichthyophthirius multifiliis, 1094 nucleotides. Its product is annotated as protein kinase domain protein. Gene Ontology annotation, biological process: protein phosphorylation. The record is from RefSeq and is a predicted model, not a curated record. Gene Ontology annotation, molecular function: protein serine/threonine kinase activity; ATP binding. Lineage: Eukaryota; Ciliophora; Oligohymenophorea; Hymenostomatida. The transcript is spliced from 2 exons.
AAAGUUAAAUUAGUUAAAAAGAAAUAAGUCAAAAUAAUAAUAGCGAUAAACAAAUUACUCCUGUAAUAGUAAAUUUCUAGGAAAAACCUUAAGUAAACUAUAAAGAUUUUUAAAAGUUAGAUAAUUUAGGUGAAGGAGCAUAUGGUGAUGUGAUUUUGGUAAAAAAAAUAAGCAAUGGAAAGAGAUUUGCUAUGAAAAUAAUAAAAAAGUCAAAAAUAAUGGAAUAGAGUUUAAACAGAAAAAUGCUAGUAGAAAAAACAGUUUUAUUAGAAAAUAAGCAUCCUUUUUUAGUUCGUUUGAAAUAUUCUUUUUAAACUGAAAAAAAACUUUAUCUUGUAAUGGAAUAUUGCCCAGGAGGUGAAUUAUAUUCAUAUAUAGUUCGUUAUAAAAAAUUUACUUUAGAAAUCUCCAGAUUUAUAGCUGCGGAAAUAGUACUAGGUCUUUAUUAUUUACAUGAGAAAAUGAAAAUAAUAUAUAGAGAUUUAAAACCAGAAAAUAUUUUAGUUUCAGAAGAUGGACAUGUAAAAAUUGCUGAUUUUGGUUUAGGGAAACAAUUGAAAACUCCAAAUUAAUUAACUUAUACUUUUCUUGGUACUCCAGAAUAUAUAGCACCGGAAAUAAUCAAAUGUAAAUAAUCUAAUUAUAAAGAUGGAUAUACCAAAAAAUGUGAUACGUGGGCUUUUGGUAUUUUCCUUUAUGAAUUAAUUAUUGGUUAACCUCCUUUUACACAUCCUCAGAGAAACUGGAAUAUUAUAAUGAAGUUAAUAAUUGCAAAUAAUCCUUAAUUUUCUGAAGAUAUCAACUCUGAUGCAAAAGAUUUAAUUUUAAAAUGUUUGAAAAAUGAACCUUAAGAAAGGCCUAAUUGGAAUGAAAUUAAAAGUCAUUAAUUUUUUUAAGAUAUUGAUUGGGAAAGACUAUAUAAUAAAUAAUAUGAGAGUCCACUUAAAUAAUAUGUUAAUAAAUCAAAAAAUAAAUAAUAAAGGCCAAAACCUAUUUUGGAGACUCCUGCAAAUGAUAUUCUUGAUUUACCAAAUAUUAAUGGAUUUACAUAUGACCCAUAAACAUUACCUGGUAAAAUUUCAAUGUUCUAAUGA